CAUAAUAAAUAUUUUCACACUUUUCCCUAACAAUAUUCACAUUUCACAAGAGCAAUCGGGGUUGUCUUUUUGGGAGUCUUUGAGGGAAGUUUACUAGGGAAAGAAUUUUCAGGAAAUCAAUGGCUGAGGGAGGAAUUGAGAUUCCAUCGAGUAGGAGUACUCUGGUAAAGUACAAUAAUCCUGUUCUUGUCGUGACACAUGCCGACAAGAGACCGGCAACAGCAGGCGUCUUGGGAAGUCCAACGAGCGCCGAAUUAUCGCCCAGGAGUAAGACAUCUCCGGGAACAGCACCGCCUGGAGUCACGGAGAGUCGAAAGGAAGCUGAAGAGAUCCUGAAUUCCGUCCUGCCGCCGAGAUGUUGGGAAGAAGAUGGUCAAAUGUGGAUGCAAACGGUGUCAAGUACACCGGCCACACGCCAAGAUGUGAUAAACCUCCAGGAAAUGCUGGACACGAGAUUGCAGCAGACUCAAGCGAGAGAAACCGGUAUCUGCCCAGUUCGUAGGGAACUCUACAUGCAGUGCUUCGAUGAACUUAUCCGCCAGGUCACAAUUAACUGUACAGAACGAGGACUUCUUCUGCUGCGAGUUCGAGAUGAAAUAGCCAUGUCAAUGGAAGCUUACGAAACCCUCUACUGCAGUUCAGUGGCCUUCGGGAUGCGAAAAGCCUUGCAGGCACAAGAAGGCAAGGAGAGUCUCCAGUUACUGGUCACUGUACUCCAAGCGGAGAAGAAAGUCCUCGAGAAUACAAUUAGUGACAUGAAGAUUAAAGCUGAUCAGGUGGAAAGACGCAAUGCUGAACUCAGAGCUUCGGAGGAGAAGAAGCACGCUGAAGAAAUUGCCUUCCUGAAGAAGACCAGUGCACAACUCAAGGCUCAACUGGAGGGUAUAAUUGCUCCCAAAAAAUAAAAAUACAAGACUGU
Molecule: messenger RNA, 919 nt
Organism: Phlebotomus papatasi
Lineage: Eukaryota; Metazoa; Arthropoda; Insecta; Diptera; Psychodidae
Gene: Dnali1
Product: putative inner dynein arm light chain, axonemal
Exons: 2
Coding region: 120-905 (261 amino acids)
Cellular component (GO): axoneme; filopodium
Molecular function (GO): dynein heavy chain binding
Source: RefSeq, a predicted model, not a curated record